Molecule: messenger RNA, 534 nt
Organism: Alternaria ventricosa
Lineage: Eukaryota; Fungi; Ascomycota; Dothideomycetes; Pleosporales; Pleosporaceae
Exons: 2
Coding region: 1-534 (177 amino acids)
Source: RefSeq, a predicted model, not a curated record
AUGUUUGCGAAAUCAGGGCUUCUUCUACUGACCGCAGCGGCGGGCGUUGUAUGCGACUUCAUGGUCUACACUGAACCACCAAUUCCCACGUCCGCCAUCCCAACCUUUGCCAAUCCAUCCGAUGCCCAGAGCUGGACGACCUCUGUCUUCCUCAACGCGCAGAUAGCGUACGGUCGCUUCACGGAAUCCCUCGGCGAACCCUACCAAUCGUCUCUCACAUCCGCGCGCUCCGAAAUCGACGCCUUCGUCAACACCGCCUCGAAUUACAGCAUUCCAGCUGAAGUCACCAUGGCCGACGAGACGCCCACAUACUUCUCCAAGCCAGAUUGGUAUACAGCCCUGCCGAGUGCGGCGAGGUCAUUCAAGGAACAGCAGGUCAGCGAUCAGUUCAGCAUCGUGAGGAACGUCAUCGCGGCGAGGGCUACUUCUACAACUGGUUCCGAAGGAGCCGCGAUGCCGACUGCACUUGCUGGACAGUGGCUGGGGGCUGAGUUCGGCGUCAUGGCUGCGGCGGCUGCGGCUGCCUUCUUGUGA